AUGAAACCGGAUGACGAGGCGGGCAUGAACAGGGUUCUGGAUACCCUACAAAUCCCGCGUGGUAUCACCAGAAACACAACUUCUUCUGGGGAUGACCAGAAGCUGGCCUCCCAUACGAAGGCACCCGUCGUUCUGGACCCAUCUGCGGCCCAGAGCUCGUCAAUCACAUCUCCAGAUGGCCAGUCCCAGCCCACCGUUGAAACCGCCACAAGUGAUGCCGUGCCUGCGCAAGGCAUCAUGCCCAGUCAGCAACUGUCAUCCGUGGAGCCUUGGAGCCCGUUUGGGGUGGUGCGAGGGGCGCCAGAUAAUCAAAGUUUUGUUCACUGGGGCUUCACGCUGCCGACGGCUGAGAGCCUGGACUCGAUCUAUGCCAAUAUCAACGGAGGGCCGGGGUUGCCAGUCAGCACGGGGCUGAGCCCAGACAAUUUCCAGCUUGGCAUGGACUUGGCCCAACAGCCCGGUGUGCUGCUGAGCCAGGUGCCGCACGAUCGAGACCAUGAAUCGGACAGCGGUGAAGAAAACGAGGCAGAAAGUGCCGUGAUUGAGCAACUGUCUCAUCGCAUCGGCACGCUGAAAAUUGCCGGAGAUGGUCAUUUACGAUUUUACGGAGCUACAUCUAACCUAAAUUUGGUCGAUGUGUCGGCGACCCAGCAGCGGCAGCGACCCGAUGCGCGCACCGUGCGUCACGAUGGCCAGGAUAUCCUCAACCACCUCCGCGUGGGUCAGCCGGUUGAUCAGGCUCUGGAAGAUCACCUCGUUGAGCUCUACUUUACAUGGCAGAAUCCGAGCAUCUAUGUUGUCGACAAGGAGAUGUACAUGACCGCUCGAUCAAAAUGGCGGAACGAAUACGACGACACCCCUUUCUAUUCGGAGGUCCUCACAAACGCCAUGUGCGCGAUUGGCAGUGCCUUUGAAGCACGGUAUCAUCCGACAUUCAUCACGUUUCCAAAGUCUCUAGCCGAAUUCUUCGCCGACAGAGCCAAGGCUUUGUUAGAGAUUGAACUCGAUACGCCUUGUGUCGCGACUGUCCAGGCCCUGGUUCUUAUGAGCUGCCAUGAAGGAGCAUCUAAUCGUGAUGCCCGAGGCUGGUUAUAUAGUGGCAUGUCGAUGCGACUUGCCUUCGAUCUGGGAUUGCACCUAGACAUGACGUCUUAUGUUAACCAAGGCGACAUGAGUCCCCACGAAGCAGAUGUUCGGCGGGCAGCGUUUUGGGGAAGCUAUGUUGCCGAUCAUUUCUGGGGAUUUUAUCUGGGACGUCCGUUCCGGAUGAAUGCUGGAGAUGUCAGUGUGCCCAAACCUGCAUCCACCCUUAGUGCGGAAAAAGAAGGGGUCUGGCACCCGUACGGGCUUCAAUCCACCUCCAAGGUCCUGGAGGAAGGAGUGAAGAUCCCCACCGAGCUAAUCAGCCGGCAGUUUGUUAUUUUAUGGGAGAUGGUCUCUCCCGUUGGACAUAUCUUGUACGGCUGCUCGGACAUCUCUCGACAUGACCUGCAAAGACUAUGCUUCCAGGUAACCGAGGAUCUAUUCGCCUGGAAAGCUAAUUUACCUUCAACGCUCGAGAUCGACCUAAACGACGACUCCACACCAAAGCUCCCGCACCUCCUCAUCCUUCACAUGCAAUAUCACCAAAUAAUCAUCUUCUUCCACCGCCCCUGGGUCUCCAAGAGCUACAUCCAGCCGCGCAGCCCACGGCAAGGACCAGGCUACCACCAUGCGCGCCGCAUGUGCGUGGAUUCCGCUACUGCUGUGGCCCGUCUUCUGCACAUAUAUGAGAAGCAUUAUACCUUCCGGCGUAUGAACAAUCAGGUUGUGGCAAUUAUCUUCAGCGCCGCCCUGAUGCUGCUCUUCGUCACGGUCACCAGCUCCCCACUCAUGCCGUCCAAACCCGGCGAAACGAGCACGGCACACCCGCGUAAUGCAGAGAUGGUCGCGUAUCUAAAUCUCUGCUUCCGCGCACUCGAUGAGCUAGGCCAGUCGUUUGAGAAUGCGAAGCGCACGCGCGAUUACCUCGUUACUCUCCAGCGGCGCUGGCAGGCACAUAUGCGGCGCACGGGGCCGGCUGCAAAGCGGCAGAAUAGUAGCGCGAAUCUGCUGUCGAUGUCGUCGCAGCACCUAUCAUCCGUACAAACACCACGCAACGGACAUGGAUCCGAUGCAUCACGCAAGAAAUCUCGUCUCGUGGAUGAGAGUGCACACGUACGCACACGACACAACCCCUCCAGCUCCAUUGCAGCCAACCAACCCUACCUUUCUUCCCAGCAACCCUCCUCUCAUCAGCAACAGUCAUUUCCACAACACCCCUCCCCUGCACCACCAGCGCAAUCGGGCGAGCUCGAGUGGAUUCGCAGCACAGACCUGAACCUCCUCCCUGCAAGCCAUGUAAAUGGGAACCUGAGCCAUCCCAUGGGCGCGAUCCCGCCACCCCAGUUCCCCGGUGACCCGGGCAUGCUUGCAGAUCUGGGCGAUAUCGAGGGUUGGUGGAGUCCGCCCAAUCAGAAUUCGGGGAUGUGA
Molecule: messenger RNA, 2511 nt
Organism: Penicillium canariense
Lineage: Eukaryota; Fungi; Ascomycota; Eurotiomycetes; Eurotiales; Aspergillaceae
Product: transcription factor domain-containing protein
Exons: 1
Coding region: 1-2511 (836 amino acids)
Biological process (GO): DNA-templated transcription
Molecular function (GO): DNA binding; zinc ion binding
Source: RefSeq, a predicted model, not a curated record